AUGUUAUUUUCCCGUCGUGGUCUUCUGGCCCCUUCGCUCUUUUCUCUGCUUCUGCCAGCAAACGCAGUUGCCGAUGACACGAGAAUCAGAGCUCGGGAGGCCCUUGAAACCCUCCAGGGCUGGUAUAACAUCACAAGUGGGAUCUGGAAUACGUGCGGUUGGUGGGAUGGUGCAAGCUGCAUGAAUACAAUCGCCGAUUUGGCUGCCCUCGAUACAACGGUGAUGGAUACUGCGACAUAUGUCUUCAAUAACACAUUCUAUGUGGGACCUGUGUCCAAUCCGAACCCCGGGCCUGAGAAGAAGACUGUUUUUACUCGUGACAACCAAACAUCAACUUCCGUGAAUGUGAACAAAUGGCUUGAUCAAGCCUAUGAUGAUGAUGCCUGGUGGGCCCUUGCAUGGAUUGCCGCAUACGAUGUGACAAAGGAAGGAACAUACCUAGAAUUGGCCGAGGGAAUCUUUGAGAGCUUGGCGGAUGCAUGGGGCACCAAUUGUAGCAGUGGGGGUCUUCCGUGGAGUCCGACAAGUACAUACGUGAACGCGAUUACGAAUGAGUUGUUCCUUUCUGUUGCAGCCCACCUUGCAAACCGAGUCCCGGACAGAAAAGCAUACUACGUCGACUGGGCUCAGAAGGAAUGGGACUGGUUUACAUCGCAGGCGUUCAUUGGCGAAAACGGCACUAUCAAUGACGGCCUUUUGCCCAAUUGUCAGAAUAACGGAGCUACCGUAUGGUCAUACAAUCAGGGAGUCGUUCUCGGUGGAUUGGUUGAAUUGAACAGAGCGGCGCCCAAUAAUACAUACUUACCCUCGGCCAACAAGAUUGCGAAAGCAGCCAUUGACACAUUGACCGACUCGAAAAACAUCAUCCACGAAUUCUGCGAGCCACAAUGCCUUCCAGACGGCACACAAUUCAAGGGAAUCUUCAUUCGCAACCUGCGAAAGUUGCAGGAAGCAUCCCCACAUGAUCUUUACCGGAAGGUGAUAAGUAGCUGUGCGAACAGCAUCUGGGAUAAUGAUCGCAAUUCCAAGGGGCAGUUUGGCGUGAACUGGGCUGGUCCUAUUCAAGCAGUGGUUGAUGCAUCAACACAUAGCUCGGCCCUCGAUGCACUGGUCGCAGCUGUUGCCGCGGAAGGCACAUCAUGA
This is a messenger RNA of Penicillium coprophilum, 1143 nucleotides long. RefSeq names its product putative glycosyl hydrolase. The record is from RefSeq and is a predicted model, not a curated record. The transcript has 3 exons. NCBI's taxonomy places the organism in Eukaryota, Fungi, Ascomycota, Eurotiomycetes, Eurotiales, Aspergillaceae. The coding region runs from base 1 to 1143 and encodes 380 amino acids. Gene Ontology annotation, biological process: carbohydrate metabolic process.